This is a messenger RNA of Capsella rubella, 2531 nucleotides long. RefSeq names its product nitrate regulatory gene2 protein. Lineage: Eukaryota; Viridiplantae; Streptophyta; Magnoliopsida; Brassicales; Brassicaceae. The transcript is spliced from 5 exons. Bases 495 to 2489 code for a protein of 664 amino acids. The record is from RefSeq and is a predicted model, not a curated record.
AUCUGUAUUGGAAUGAACUAAAAUCUCUGCACUUCCUUUUUUUCUUUUCUUUUACUAGAAGUACUAAUAUUUUAUUUUCUGCUCGUAAAACGAUGCAACCAAGACAAAAAUGUCUUCACACCCAUCUCUCUCUCUCUGUUUCUCAAGAUUUGUCUGAGCGAAGCUCCUUUAUCAAGUUUUCUCCUUCAAUAAGCGUUUUGGAUUCUUCCUCUGUAAUAUUCAUUUAAGUGAUUCCCCCAACUACCUUCCUUUUUCGCGUGGUGAAAGCUACUGCUCACUCUGUUCUUCUUAAUUCUCACAACCUCCAUUAAAGGCAAAAAUACAAAACCUCAAGACUUGUCAUUUUUCCCGACUAAAUCAAUCUCCUCUUUUUCUUUUUGGUCCUUCCAAAUGGGUUCUUUAUUUUGUUCUGUUUUGUAACCACUGUGAGAGAUUUCAGGGAAGAACAAAUCCAAAGUUUCGAUUUUUAUUAUUUGUUUCGUCAAUUUGAAGAAAUGGGUAGUCAUUCGAUUCUCGAGAAAAUGGGAUGUUCAAACUCGAAAACAUCGAUGAAGAAGAAGAACAAUGAGCCGCUUCAGCUAUGUAAAGAGAGGAAGAGAUUUGUCAAACAAGCCAUGGAUUCGAGAUGUGCUUUAGCCGCCGCACACGUGUCAUACAUCCGUUCACUCCGGAACAUCGGAGUUUGUCUCCGUCAAUACGCGGAGGCGGAUACGGCUGAGGAAUCAUCUCCGUCGUUAACCGCCACCGAGCCUGAGAAAUCCCCUUCUCAUAACUCCUCUUACCCUGACGACUCGCCUCUGAGUCAUAUCUCGAAUCCUAACCCUAACCCUAAACCCCUUGUGAAUCUAAGCUACAUGAAGACGGAUACUGCUAAUUCUGCUGUGACUUUCACGAUUAACCCUCUGAGUGACGGCGACGACGAUCGAGAGGAGACAACGCCGGCGUUUUCUCCUCCUCCACCGCGUCCCCGCCGGCCGGAGACGUCUUCUUGGGACUAUUUUGACACUUGUGACGAUUUAGAUAACUUGAAGUUUGUAGGGCUAAGUGAACAAACCGAGAUUGAUUGUGACGCAGCAUUUAUAGGAUUAGGGAAUGUACCAAAAUGUGGCUCAGAGACUUUGCAAGACUCGAGUUUUAAAGCAGAGCAGAGGAAACAGAGUUGUGAAGAUGAUAAUGAUGAAGAAGCUGGGAAUGGUGAAAGAGAGGAUCCAUCAGAGUUCAUCACACAUAGAGCUAAAGACUUUGUGUCGAGUAUGAAAGAUAUAGAGCAUAAGUUCUUUAGAGCUUCUGAAUCUGGGAAAGAAGUUUCAAGAAUGCUUGAAGCUAACAAAAUCAGAGUCAGAUUUGCUGAUAUGACAGGAAAGGGGAGUUCAAUAUCGUUUCUUGCAGCUUUAAAGCGAGCUUGUUGUAGAGGGAAGCGUUCUUCACCACUUUCUCAAGAGUCAUUGAGUCAUCAAGUUACUAAAGUCAUUGUGUGGAAGAGAACAUUGUCUUCAAGAUCCUCAACGUCUAGAAAUCCAUUGAUCCAGACAUCAAAAGAAGAUCAUGAUGAUGAAAGUGGAAGUGAUUUCAUCGAAGAGUUUUGUAUGAUCUCAGGAAGUCACUCCUCUUCGCUUGAUCGAUUAUACGCGUGGGAGAGAAAAUUAUAUGAUGAAGUCAAGGCGAGUGAGGUGAUUAGAAAAGAGUAUGAUCGAAAAUGUGAGCAGUUAAGAAACCAAUUCGCAAAGGAUCACAGCGCUAAAUCGAUGGAUAAAACAAGAGCAGCUGCUAAAGAUCUUCAUUCAAGAAUCCGAGUCGCGAUUCAGGCUGUUGAUUCGAUUUCAAAGCGGAUUGAGAGAAUCAGAGACGACGAGCUCCAGCCACAGCUCUUAGAGUUUCUUCAAGGGCUGAUAAGAAUGUGGAAAGCAAUGCUUGAAUGUCAUCAUUCACAGUACAUUACCAUUUCACUGGCUUACCAUUGUCGAAAUUCCUCCAAAACAGUGCCUGAGAACGCGCUCAAGAGACGGGUUUUGUCAGAACUUGUAGAAGAAUCAGAGUGUUUUGGUCUAAGCUUUGUAGAUUUGGUAAACAGUAUGGCUUCUUAUGUGGAAGCUCUCAAUGGUUGGCUUCACAACUGUGUCUUGCUCCCUCAAGAACGGUCUUUAAGAAACCGAAGACCUUGGUCCCCCCGGCGUGUCCUGGCUCCACCAAUAUUCGUGCUGUGUCGAGAUUGGUUGGCUGGGAUCAAAUCUCUUCCUGCGGAUGAACUCAGCGGGUCAAUCAAGGAGUUCACAUUGGAUAUGGAGAUGUUGGGGGAAGAAAGAGGUGGUUCGGUGUUGGUUUCGGAUUUAUCAAAUGUGCAUUCGAGUUUGGCGAAGCUUCUAGAGAGAUUGAAAAAGUUUUCGGAAGCUUCUUUGAAAAUGUACGAAGAUGUAAAGGUGAAAAGUGAAGCAGCUAGAGUUGCUUACACUAAUAAUAAUUCUAACUGCAAUGCACCAGCGAGGUAUUAAUGUAAUUAUAACUAAACAUUCUCCAAUCAAAAUUUUUCCAUA